Molecule: messenger RNA, 942 nt
Organism: Plasmodium yoelii
Lineage: Eukaryota; Apicomplexa; Aconoidasida; Haemosporida; Plasmodiidae
Exons: 3
Coding region: 1-942 (313 amino acids)
Source: RefSeq, a predicted model, not a curated record
AUGGAUCCUGAACUGUGUGAAAGGUUUCAUAUAUUAGUGGAACAUUAUCCCGAUGAAUUAAACGAUUCUGAAGAACAUGAUAUGCAUAAUAUAGCAGGUAUUAGGGGUUACUGCCCUAGGGGGGAUUCAACAUACAACACAUGCAUUACUGAGCUCGAUAAAAUAAAUGCUGCAUGCUUAUGGUUGUUCAAUAAAAAUAUUACUUAUAGGCUUGAUGAAUUAAGUAAUGAACAGUUUGAAGCGUUUAUUAUAUACAUUAUGAUAUGGUUAAAUCAUAAGUUAAACCUAAAUAAAGAUGACAAAACCAACCUAAAUAAUUUGUAUGCUAAUUAUAUAGAAAAUGAUGAGAAUUAUAUCAAUUGUAAAGAUAAUGGUAAAGAUUGUAAUAGUAAAUUUAAAGAAAAAACGGGAUAUAAUAAUUUUAAGGAAAUCAUAGAUAAAAGAAAGGAUUUGUUGAACAUUAAAUUUGAAGAUAUAUCUAAAUUGUAUGAUGCAUUUAAAUUCUUAUGUAAAAUGCAUACUGAAUAUGAAGACAAUCUAGGAUGCACGGAAUAUUUGGGAUAUGCAAAUAAAAUUGUUGACAAAUUUAAAAAACUUAAUGAAAAUUCUAGUGUUACUGGAAACACUUCAUAUAGUCUAGUAUGGUCUACUUUAUCAACUGAUUAUAAUAAUUUUAAAAAGAAUUAUAAUGAUACUAAUUGUACGAAUAUUCCAUCGCUUCCACCGAUAAAAUCAACACAAAAUCACAUACAAAGUUCUGGUGUUACAUCAUCAAGCUUGUCGAUAGUAAACAAAAUAAUUAUAGCUUUAUCAAUAUUCAGUGCAAUAACAAUCUUUUUGGGAAUUUUUUAUAAGGGUUCGUUAUUUGUAUUACGGAAAAGAGCUCAAAAACAACAUUUAAGAGAAAAGCUAAAAAAUAUAAAGAAGAGAAUGAAUCAUUAA